AUGAGCUAUUUCAACCAGAGCGGUGCUUCUACCCCGACACGUGCGCUUUCGACCGCCCAACCAUCGCAAAGUGAGGAAAAGCAGCCGGAGGAGACGAGCAGGACGAACAGCGAUGAGAGUACCGAGCGGGAGAGCCGCACAGCAUCCCAGACACCAACACCCUCCACGUCUUCCGGCGGAGCACCGGCAUCGAGAGGAAAGCUUACAAUCAAGGUCGGAGAGGCUCGGGGUUUGAGAAGGUGCAGAGACCCAUACGUAGUCGUGGUAUUCCAACGGAGCGAGCUGAUUUCGCCUGGUCCUCGUCGUGCCGUUGAAGAUGACGAUGACGCGGCAAUUUCUGCCGUCCAAACCGGCGGAAUCCCUAUCCAACGCCAAGGCAGUGACUCCGGCCGGCCAAUGGCAAUUCCCAUGCGCAGUCGGCAGAGCAGCAACACGAGCCUUACCGACUUCAACACGUUUCGAAGACGCAACUCAUCCCAACCCCGGCGGUCGUUCACUAACCCCACCUGGGACGCUGAGGCCGUUUUUGAUGUGGUAGACUCUGACAUGCUUGUCGAUAUCUCCGUAUAUGGCCAAGGGCCAUCCGGUGAGGAGUUUCUUGGACACGUCGACUUCCAGGCCAACAAAAACGAGCCAAUUAGAGGUUGGUUUCCCCUGCAAGGCCAUGCCGAUACAAUGGCCGAAAAUGCGCCAUCGGGCGAGGUUUACGUCGAAGCCUUCUACCAAAGAGCCGAACAGAAGCAUUUUGGCCCUGAGGACUUCCAGAUUCUCCGACUCAUCGGAAAAGGCACAUUCGGUCAGGUAUACCAGGUUCGGAAGAAGGAUACUGGUCGGAUCUACGCCAUGAAGGUCCUAUCCAAGAAGGUGAUUGUUCAGAAGAAAGAGGUGGCACACACGGUGGGCGAGCGCAACAUCUUGGUCCGUACGGCCAUGUCCGACUCGCCUUUUAUUGUGGGGCUGAAGUUCUCCUUCCAAACACCAUCGGAUCUCUAUCUUGUGACGGAUUACAUGUCAGGCGGAGAGCUAUUCUGGCAUUUGCAGAAGGACGGCAAGUUCGAGGAGAAACGCGCGAAGUUCUACAUUGCGGAGCUUAUCCUUGCGAUCCAACACCUACACGAAAACGACAUCGUAUACCGUGAUCUCAAGCCGGAAAACAUCCUUCUGGACGCCAAUGGUCACAUCGCUCUCUGCGAUUUCGGUCUUUCCAAGGCCAACCUGACAAAGAACGACACCACAAACACCUUCUGCGGUACGACCGAGUACCUAGCACCGGAAGUUCUCCUUGAUGAAGCUGGUUAUACCAAGAUGGUCGACUUCUGGUCUCUGGGCGUUCUCGUUUUCGAAAUGUGCUGCGGCUGGAGUCCAUUCUACGCUGAGGACACUCAACAGAUGUAUAAGAACAUUGCUUUUGGCAAGGUUCGAUUCCCGCGCGACACACUUUCUUUGGAAGGCCGAAAUUUCGUCAAGGGACUUCUAAACCGAAACCCCAAGCACCGCCUGGGUGCUACCGACGAUGCCGAGGAAUUGAAGAGGCAUGCGUUUUUCGCCGAUAUCGACUGGGUUGCCCUUUCCAAAAAGCUCAUCACACCGCCCUUCAAGCCGCAGCUAAAGAGUGAUACUGAUGUGUCAUACUUUGACCCCGAAUUCACCAAUGCGCUCAACGCCAAUGGAUCGCUCAAUGAGCGUGCAGCUGCGUUGGCCAGAGGCUAUGCCACGUCUACUCCGCUGUCCCCUUCAGUACAGGCCAACUUCCAAGGCUUCACCUUUGUUGACGAAAGCGCGCUUGAAGAGAACAUGCACGAUCGUUCUUACCACAGAUACGAGGACGAUGAAAUGGCUGACGUCCCAGAGCGGCGGAGGACAGAUGAUUGGGAUGACGUUCAUGAGGCCGACCAACGAGCCGAGAAUCGGAUGAGCGGUGUCGUCAAGUCUAACACGACUGAAGACCAGAUGUUUGGCGGAACCAACUUCGACCCUUGA
Molecule: messenger RNA, 1980 nt
Organism: Sordaria macrospora k-hell
Lineage: Eukaryota; Fungi; Ascomycota; Sordariomycetes; Sordariales; Sordariaceae
Biological process (GO): protein phosphorylation
Cellular component (GO): nucleus; cytoplasm
Molecular function (GO): protein serine/threonine kinase activity; ATP binding
Source: RefSeq, a predicted model, not a curated record